This is a messenger RNA of Funneliformis mosseae, 1407 nucleotides long. The record is from the annotation of a GenBank genome assembly. Lineage: Eukaryota; Fungi; Glomeromycota; Glomeromycetes; Glomerales; Glomeraceae.
AUGUUCGCGGACAAGUUGUUUGUAGUUGUUGCGAAUAAUUUUUUCACAAUCAUUUCUUUAACAAUUGUAUCAUAUGUAAUUCAAUUUUACAUUAAUUAUUUUAAUCGAAAAUCAAAACUUCCCGGACCUUUGCCCGUACCAAUUCUUGGAAAUUUACAUCAAAUUGGGAAUGAUUUUCCAUUAGCGGCAGAAUCUUUUCGUCAAAAAUAUGGGGAUCUGUACGAAUUUUAUAUGGGAAGUACGCGUCAUGUCGUGAUUAGUAGAGCCGAUUUAGCAGAAAAAGUAUGGGGACCUUUAUCGAUUAAAAAUACAAAAUUCAUCAUGCGUAACGCAUAUUCUGAAGGUGUUGAUGAACUUGGAUUAGGUACCAGGGGAAUGGUAUUAAAUCGAGAUAUUGAAUCUUGGUCAUUUAAUAGAAAGUUCUUGGUUCAAAGUACUUCAUCACCAUCAUUCUUACGUGAAGCAAUUAAAUUGACAAGUAAGGUUAAUGAAGAAGUCUUUAAAUAUUGGAAGAUCAUGGAAAAAGUAGGAAUGCCAAUUUCAAUUCCUGAUUGGAUGGAUGUUAUAGGAAUUGAUGUUGUUGUCACCACCGCGACGGGAAAAAGGAUGUCUUCAACGGCAGAAUUUUUCAACAAGUUAAAUAUUAAUGAACAAAAAUCUGAGAUAAAAGGAAUGUGGAACAAUGGUAUAAAAUUUGCUGAAGCGAUCUUUACUUAUAAUGAAUCAAUGGCUUUCAUGAUAGAUUUAGAAAAGAUUAGCGUUGGUAAAAAUGAUCAACCGUUAGCGAACGAUCAAUUAAGCUCAAUAUUACGUGAAGUGUUUACCGGUGGAUUGGAUACUACUUCAAAUACUAUAUCAUACGUUAUUUACUUUAUCGCUAAAUAUCGUGAUAUUUAUUUGAAAAUACGAGAUGAAGUAUUAAAAGUUUAUGGUACACUUGAUAAUCCUAAUAUCGUAUUUGAAUCUUUUGAAAAACUCAAGUACAUGGAUGCUGUAAUUCAAGAAGCAAUUCGCUGCUUUCCUACAAUAUCAUUAAUAUCUCGCGCUGCAACCGAAGAUGUUGACUUUGAUGGAUUUAUCAUUGAAGCUGACACAACAGUUUAUACGAAUUUGAAAGCGUUGAGUAAUAAUCCUAAAUACUUUACAGACCCCGAAAAAUUUAAUCCGGAUAGAUUCUUAAAUGAUAAAGGAUCGAUGGUUAAAUAUUCUUUUCUACCUUUUGGCAAUGGUGUACGUAUGUGCCCUGGUCGUGCUUGGGCCAUGGUUCAAAUGAAAACUUUUUUGAUUAAAUUGGUUUCUACAUUUGAUAUUGAAUUAGUUGAUAAAAAUGCCGAAGUAAAAUAUAAGUAUGCUACAGUAAAUCGUCCUGUAGACAUAAACCUUCAUAUCAAGGCUAGAAAAGAUUAA